This is a messenger RNA of Acanthaster planci (crown-of-thorns starfish), 3537 nucleotides long. RefSeq lists its product as uncharacterized. The record is from RefSeq and is a predicted model, not a curated record. NCBI's taxonomy places the organism in Eukaryota, Metazoa, Echinodermata, Asteroidea, Valvatida, Acanthasteridae.
AUGAAUCAUCUAAGAGUUGAGGAGAGGCGACCGGCUCUGGCACCGGAGGCGACGCGGAUUAUUCCGCCCAAGAACUCUUUCAGGAUGGUGGAGAUGACGGCCUCAGUGCUGAGCGCAGAGCUCAACAACGCUCACAUGGAAAGGAAGACCCUUGAAGAAGCGCUGAUCGAGGAAAACGAGGAGGCAGAGGAAGCAAGUGGCAACGGUAAGCAGGGCGGGGGAAUCCUAACACCAACCCAGAAUAAGAGCGGGAGCUUGACUCGCUCUACCCCUGCAAUCAACAGAGCAGGACCCACCCGCGAGCGUGACAAGCAGAUCCUCGGUGGGAAACAGACUCCUCCCUUACCAAGCAUCCCCAGGAGUAUUUCUCGGCUGAGCCCAGUCAGGAGUCAUCCGGGGAGUGGGGUGAACGAAUUUCCAGAUUCCUCCCUCCCCGCGGGGCCAAGUCUGGAGACGAAGAGAGCAUGGAAAAUGCAGGCGCUGGAGAGGCUAGCGACAGCAGGGAAGAAAAAGCCAACUGCCGUCUUGGAGAGGAGCGACUCAGAUGUGAGCUCCUCCUCCGUAUUCUCCUUGGAGGAUUUGAAGAGGAGGAUAACUGAGAGGGCUAAGAUUGCAGUGGUGAUGGUACAGCGAAGGGCGAGGGAUAACUUUUCACUUCAGCGGCAAAUCCAUGAAAAGAGAAACUCUGUACCACCGGGACCUCCAGACGUAUACAGGGGGCGCAGGUCGCGUUCCCGGUCCCUAACCCCAAACAGGAGUGCUGGUGACCUCGUGUCACAGCGGCGCUCUUCGGGCUCCAGCGACCCCUUAUCACUGAAAACCGACCGGCAGCAUUCUGGGGAGCUGAUCGGCAGGCUUGACAGAUCAGUGUCAACUUCCAAGUCGGUAGGCAGUCUGGACUCAGCACUGCCGGAAAAAGUCACUGAGGACGGCGCUCAACCCCCGGCCAGUAUGCCUGCGGGCGUCGAACUGUACGAGAGGCGGCGAUCGGUUGCGGCUUCGCUGCUGGACGUCAACGGAAACCUGUCCUACGCCUCUCGCAAGUCCUUACGGAGGGGCUCCUACGACGGGCGACUUGUGGAGAAAACGCCAAGGCCAGCACGGGCUUCAGAUUCCUCCAAAGGAUCGCAGGCUUCAGCUGUUGCAGGAGAUGGUAAGAGACCAUCCUUAACGCCUGUAGCAGUGAGCAGGCAGCGGGGCUCCGCAGAGGUAGCUACGCUGGAUUCGGGGGAUGGUUUCGGGGCCCAACUUAGCCGAAGACGAAGGUCCCGUGCCCCGGCCUCACUGGCUGAAGAUGUUUCGCGUUUUGCCUCCAAACAAACAAACCCGAUCUCUUGUCUGAAGAGGUUUCGCCUGGUGGCCAAGGUGGUUGUUCUGUGCGUCUCUAUGUGCCGCAAAAGCUUCCUUCGAUCGGAGAAGGAAAAAGAAGCAUACAUGUCAUUCGAGUCGUCAUCGAGUUUCUUGGGCGGGCAGAGACUGAUGUUCGACCCGGCGUACUUCAAGGCUGACCGCCAGCAAAGACUGUCCGAGGAGACGAAGAGGAUACUGAAUCUCCGUCCGGAGGCCAGAACGGACGACCUAAUCAAAUAUGUGGAGAUAGCCCUGAGGAACAUCCGGGCUUUUGCGCAGUAUCCAAAACGCAUGCAGCACAUGCUGUGUCGAGUCGGAUGGCUGGAGGAAUAUGAAUCUAAAAGGGCAAUCCUCCGACAAGGUCACUUGCCCCACGCCUUCUACUUCAUACUGUCUGGAGAGGUCGUUGUGACGGUGUUGGACACGAAGAAGGGCAAACGAGUGGCAGAGACAGUGGCGAUGUUGAAACGUGGAGACAGUUUUGGGGAAUUGGCAAUUCUGAACAGAACUCGGCGAGCUUCUACCGUCAUAUCUCAGGACAGAGUGGAACUCCUCUGCAUAUCAGUUGAGGAUUUUGAGGACAUCUUCAUGCUGUCUGGAGGCAUCAAAAGGGUCAAUGAUCCUGACCAACAUGCUUUUUUGACGUCACUCGCUUGUCUCAAGCACUGGCCGCUUCAUCUGAUCGAGAAACACCCCAACGAGUGCCGCUUCCAUUUUUUCAAGGACGGAAAUGUGUUGAUAAAAGACAGCCUGUUUUCGGACUGGAUCUACAUCAUCAAAUCGGGGAGCUGCUCUGUGCUAAAAAAGUUGAAGAGGGUCUCGCCGUCCAUCCCCAGCCGGCUCAAGCGGAAACCCUCAGCCGUGGUUUGGGGCAAUAGCACCGGUCAUGAUGCACUACCGUCCACAGCAGCCUGCACUACCGAGUUCGUCAACUCUUCCCCCAGCAAAAAGAAACAGAGACGGCACCGGCGCAACCACACCUGGCCCGUGAUCACUAGGCGGCCCGGUGGCAUCAGGGACGGGCCCACACAAACGGCCGCUGACGACGCCGGGCUGAGGAGCCAACCCGCGGGCAGGGCGUCCCGGGGUAUGGCGGACGGGUUUGCCAGAAGAUCUCUACAGGGAAACUGCAAGAGAGGUGUGUAUUUGAAGACUUCUCGAGACGAAUCUGGGGUUGCAGCCUCACCAAACGCCGGAAACAAGUCGCACGGAACGGAACAGAAAUCAGACGAUAAAAAUUUAGAGGAAGAGAGUAGACCGUUCGUCCAACGGCGGAGGGAAUUCCAUUCUGAUCUUGACAACUCACGAACGCCGGUCGAAAGGACGGAGGCCGACAGUGACCCUAUGUUCGUCGUCGUCCAAGUUCUUACAAAAGGAGCAGUUUUUGGCCUGACCGGGGUUGUGUUCAGCGACCAGCCUAGCCUAAGCCUGGUCAGCAACGGAGCCGAAUGCAUCGUCAUCAACAAGAAAUUCUAUCUAGAGCACGCCACGGAGGAAACGCUCAGAGGACUGAGGAGAGAGGAGGUUCCAUACCCGAGCGAGGAAGAGUUGCAGAGCAAGCUACAGCAGUAUAUGAACUGGAACGCAUACCGGCAUCACACCUUCUACACGACGCUGUACGAGAGCCGAGACCACAAGACAGAGCGAGUGACAAUCAUGAAGCCAGUUUUGUUCCGGUAACUCGUGCUUCCAUCAGCCGCUUGAAGUUUGAAUAAGAACGUGAAAUCGGAAAAUGCUGGAUCAGCACGUCAGAGUUAUGAACCAGUGACACUUUUUGUGUUUAGUGUAAAUUGAAAGGUUUCCCUUUACAACACUAUUAUAGUCGCUACUGAAUCAGGUCGAAACUUGGCAAAAGAAAUUAGGGACGAUUCAAGUUCAAAAUUAAUACCAUAAUGCAUAUUUUGUUUAACAAAAUUAUGUAAGUCCAAGUUCCAUCAUAGCAGAGCUGUACAUAGGCCUACUUUGUUUUGGCUUAGUGAAAUUUUGAUGUUUAAUGUUUAAGUUCGUUUAUCUGUGUGAAAAUCUAUCUUUAAAUAUAAAGAGUAAAGUUUGCUGUUCAGUAGUAAUGGACUUUUAUGUUUGCAACUAGGUUCCCUCCCAUCUUUCCCAUUGGAAUUUCCAAACUAAGAUUUGCCUCUGCUUUGGAUGAAAAUGAAGUAAUUAUUGAGUAAAACUCCUUCAUUAUUA